Messenger RNA from Paramacrobiotus metropolitanus, 1415 nucleotides. RefSeq names its product UPF0739 protein C1orf74 homolog. The transcript has 2 exons. The record is from RefSeq and is a predicted model, not a curated record. Bases 359 to 1171 code for a protein of 270 amino acids. Lineage: Eukaryota; Metazoa; Tardigrada; Eutardigrada; Parachela; Macrobiotidae.
UUCUUCGACAUGCGUGCUUGUGCCUCCUCGGUCAUCUACUGCGAGAGCAGAGAUCUAGAUCUUCAGACUGUAGAACUGUGGAUCCAGUGAGAUUCGUAGAUUUGAUAUCCUCCCGUAGUCCCGCAGGUCCUACACAUCAAGUUGUAUUAACGAUUGGAGGAAGCUAUUUGGAAAUUCUAGAUUAUUUCGUAUUUUAUUGUGGGACCAUAUCUGAUAUUACAUUAAUCCGUUUAGAUGAUUUACGGAGGAUUUUGCAGGUCUUCUACCUGAUUUGAAUCUACUGUAUUGACUGGACGACUUCCUGCUGAACGGCCCUCGCUUGCGUCAGCCCAGAUUUUCCUCAUCAGUGCGAAGGAGAAUGUUCGAAGCUGAAGAGGAACAAGGGCAGUUCGAGAAUGACCUGAUACCCAUCCAGGAAAGAAUUCUGAACAUUCUGGGACCAUCCUUCGCCAAAAGAGCGGGCGAAAUUGCGUUCGAGGUGGAGCGGUUGCGAGAUUCGAAACCAGCUGUAAUAAUCGACGGGGGCGAUGUGUCCUUCGAGAAGCUGGAGCGAUUUGCUCCUUCUGGUCUUAACGUUGUGGAAAUUGCCGGGCGCAAACUUCUGAUAAACCUAGAGAUUCUGGACGUACGCAUGCCUUGGGGAUCGCAUGUGACCACGCGGAGAUUACGACCUCCUAUUUUUGUGGAUAUUUCACCUGGUCUUUCUAAGCCACGUUUGAUGAACCCUCAGGAUCUUCCCAAUAGUUCACCGGAUGUUGUUGCCAAUUCGCAUCUAUUCUUUAUGACUCUGGACAUAACGGAUAUGAUGCGUGACAUUCGUGGAAUGGUGGCGAUGGGUGAACGGGUUAUUGAGAAACGAAAUCAGUGGUCCAGACAGUGGUGUGUUCCGACGGUGUACGGCUGCCUGCUUGGUUAUCCAGUAGUAUUAUGGAGUAAUUCCGAAGAGGCAAACUAUUGUCUACAGAAGGACACUAAGGUGUGGAAAAUCGAAUGGAUAGACGGAGAGUGCCGACGGCCCCUGUACUCCUUUUUUGUUCCCGAUGUUGUCAUGAACAGUAGUCUAAAGAUCCAUAUCCAGCAGUGGACGGAUCGUAUAUUCGACCGCAAUUUGCCUCAUCAGAAUUAUUAUAUGUUACAAACACUCCAAACCUUUGAGACUGUGAUUUUAUGACGAACAGUAAUCCACCGAUAUCAUACUUUCGUUGUGUUUUCACACAAGCUUUUAAUACAAAUAUUUUUAUUUUGCUUUUAUUGUGCAACUGCUCGUCCUGUCCACCUGUAUGACUGGCUCUGGUUUGUUAGAAACAUUCUUUAAUAACUUGUGCGACAUCUUAUCUUGGAUACUGUCAUUGCUUUAUACUCUUGUCUUUGACAUUUGACGUUUUACUUUUAAUAAACCCUUUUGAUACUGGUUG